This is a messenger RNA of Fusarium oxysporum Fo47, 1072 nucleotides long. Its product is annotated as cyclophilin-like domain-containing protein. Gene Ontology annotation, molecular function: peptidyl-prolyl cis-trans isomerase activity. The record is from RefSeq and is a predicted model, not a curated record. The coding region runs from base 187 to 930 and encodes 247 amino acids. The transcript is spliced from 4 exons. Gene Ontology annotation, cellular component: endoplasmic reticulum; fungal-type vacuole. Gene Ontology annotation, biological process: protein folding; protein peptidyl-prolyl isomerization. Lineage: Eukaryota; Fungi; Ascomycota; Sordariomycetes; Hypocreales; Nectriaceae.
AGUCCGGCAGCGGGGACCAUCUGCAGGUAGUUUAGCGUUUAGGUCCCCCAAUUGCGCACGCAGCGGGGACCAGCUCCCCCGGUCAGUGGUCUAUCUCUACGGUAUAAGUGUCCCUUCCCGUCCCUCCUCUCCAACCUUUCCCUUUCUCUGCCUCUGUAUUCUUUGAUUAUCAGAGAAACAACAAUCAUGUUCAAUCUUCGUCGCCUUUUCGUGUCGGCCCUGGUCCUUGGGCUCGGCCUCCUCUUCCUCGCCCAGACAGCUGAGGCUGCCAAGGGCCCCAAGAUCACCCACAAAGUCUUCUUCGACAUUGAGCAGGGUGACCAGAAGCUCGGCCGUGUCGUUAUGGGCCUCUACGGCAAGACUGUCCCCGAGACAGCUGAGAACUUCCGCGCUCUGGCUACUGGCGAGAAGGGCUUUGGUUAUGAGGGUUCUGCUUUCCACCGUGUCAUCAAGAACUUUAUGAUCCAGGGCGGUGACUUCACCAAGGGUGACGGCACUGGUGGCAAGUCCAUCUACGGUGACCGCUUCAAGGAUGAGAACUUCAAGCUCAAGCACACCAAGAAGGGUCUUCUCUCCAUGGCCAACGCCGGUCGCGACACCAACGGCUCCCAGUUCUUCAUCACCACCGUUGUCACCUCGUGGCUCGAUGGCAAGCACGUCGUCUUCGGUGAGGUCCUUGAGGGCUACGACAUCAUCGAGAAGAUCGAGAACACCAAGACUGGCAGUGCCGACCGACCCGUCGAGGCGGUCAAGAUCGCCAAGAGCGGCGAGCUUGAUGUCCCCCCUGAAGACCUUUACGGCACAUCUGAAUUCGCUGCGGAGGAGGUUUCGGCUGGUUGGUCUCCUCUCCAGAAGGCUGGCCUCUUUGCCGUUGUUGCUGGUCUUGUCUUUGUUGGACUUCGCCACGCCCGUCAGCGCUCUCGAUUCUAAGCGACUCGAGACUCAGUAUUCAAUAAGAGACAAUACAACACCGACCAUAUCAAGACCAAAUGUGUGUUUCGAUCUUUACCGACUACUACUCGUCCCUUUCAAUUGUAGAAUUAUAGCCUAAAUUUACGGUGAAUUAGCAUUA